Messenger RNA from Amblyraja radiata (thorny skate), 2022 nucleotides. RefSeq names its product sap30-like (gene sap30l). Gene Ontology annotation, biological process: regulation of DNA-templated transcription. The transcript is spliced from 4 exons. Lineage: Eukaryota; Metazoa; Chordata; Chondrichthyes; Rajiformes; Rajidae. The record is from RefSeq and is a predicted model, not a curated record. Gene Ontology annotation, cellular component: histone deacetylase complex. The coding region runs from base 641 to 1174 and encodes 177 amino acids. Gene Ontology annotation, molecular function: transcription coregulator activity; protein binding.
UAUUUCCUGAUUCCAUUUGGAAGGGUUGUACAUGGCAACAGCUGUUGGGCUGGACUUGUGUAUUGUAGGCAGACCAAGUGUAAUAUAUAUAUAUUUUAGUUUUUGUUCUUUUUUUCUUUCUCUUUGCCCCUCUAGCCCUCACUCCCCUGCAUUCUUGAGAGAAAGGACGCGUGCAAUACCAUCCAUAAGCCUGACGUCCUAGGCUGAAUGAAAACACCAUACUUCAAUCCUGGUAGCUCUCUGUGCGUGUGUGUGUGUAUUUUUUUCGUCCCCGCCCCCCUUUUUUAAUUUUUCUUCAAAGACGCGCAUUAGCGCCGCAAGAUUGUUAGAGAGGUUUCCACGGCCAUUGUGAGCUGGCUGGGAAAAAGAGAAUUCAAAUUUUGUUUAAAUUGCAGGAAUUAAACCCAUUGCCAAAGUUACAGCAUGAGUUCUUUAACCCGCCGUUAAAGGAACACGUUCUGCCAUAUUGAAUUCUUUUUUCAUAUACAUAUAUUUUUGUUUUCAAAAAUAGUUUGUUUUUUUCUUGUUGUGGAAGUGGGAGUACAACUGGCAGUCUCGAACCGACACAAGAGUUGAUAGACCCGUUCCCUGAAGGGGGAGGGGAUUUGAAGAAAGCCCAAAAAAAAGGUAACAAAAAAGAAUGAACGGUUUUAGUACCGAAGAAGACAGUCGGGAUGGCGGCGCCGGGGCUCCAGGUUUUGGCCACAUUUGCUGUCUGGUUGACGAUGGAGAGAGGUGUAACCGCCCUGCCGGCAACGCUAGCUUCAGCAAGAGGAUUCAGAAAAGUAUCUCGCAGAAGAAACUCAAACUGGAAACCGACAAGAACGUCCGACAUUUGUACAUAUGCGACUUCCACAAAGGGUUCAUACAAAGUGUGCGAAACAAGAGAAAGAGGAAGGGUAGUGAUGAUGAUGGAGGUGAUUCGCCAGAUCACGAAGCUGAAUCUCCAGAGGUCGAUUUGUUUCAAUUGCAAGUAAAUACACUGAGGCGCUACAAGAGACACUUCAAACUACAGACCAGACCAGGCCUAAAUAAAGCUCAGCUAGCUGAGACCAUCAGUCGUCAUUUUAGGACCAUUCCAGUCAAUGAGAAGGAAACUCUAGCCUAUUUUAUCUACAUGGUGAAGAAUGACAAAAUCAGGCAUGAUCAGAAACCAGACAGCAGCAUUCACUGAAACGGACAUUAUCUGAGCUCUUCUUGAUCACACGAACACACAGUGACAAGAGUUCCACUUCUAAAGUCAGGUGUAUUUAAGUAUUUUAUUGUUUAAAAGCAUCGGCUAAAAUCGACAUGUUUUUUUCAUAAUAUUCAUUUUUUAUUUUUUUUAUUUUUUCCCCAGUCUCAGUUUUUAAUGUCUAGAGUAUGUUAUUGUUAAAUAAGAACUAUAGAAAAGCAAAGUUCCCUUUCAUGUAUUUUUAUUCUUGUGCAAGGUCCAGCUCUGAAGGAGAAUUUGAUUCUUUUAAAACCGUUUUUAAGGGAUGGGAAUUGCUCUGAAUGUUUCAGUCCCUUUCUAAUGGAAGCCGUGUGUGGCUACAAUCCGGCGUCUCUGUGUGCCCAGGAUGGACAAUGUUGCCGAGCUGUAGCAGGUCAUCUGUGCGUGUCGGAUCUCCACACGCCUCCUCCGAUGUUUUGAUACAUGGGCUGUAACGGGACGUUUCAGCAGAGAAGCCGGGGCUCUGGAAAACGAAGGCGUACCAUCAAAUUUUGUAGUGCUUAUUAAUCCUUUUUUUUUGCGCUGGUAAACAUUUAUCAUUGUGGGAAGUGAAACACUGUCCUGUCUGCAAUAUUGUGAUCGAUUGUAAAGUUUCAACUUUUGUGUGCACCGGAAUUCUCUUAAGAUUGAUUUAGUGUUAAUAUUUUUCCAUGUGCAUAUAAAUAUACAACGUAUUGUACAGUGGCACGCAGAAUUUUUUAAUGUUUACAUUGGCCAUCUUCAUAGGGCGUGGUUGCGAAGGUAUAGGUUUGUUACUACUGUACCUUUAAGACAUUGUCGAUUUUUGCAUUAAACAAACGUGCACAAUU